GAAAGUGGCCGACGUCGGAACGGCCUGCGCCUUGUGGACCUUGUGGUCCGACGCCGAGAUCCUACGUCACAGUGAAGUAUGUGCUCUCAAGUGUAGAAAAUGGCUGCGCUCUCCGCUUCCCCGGGACGUAAAUACGGCCUGUGGAUUGGCCUAUCAGUGUUUUUCUCGCGUAUAGUUAACGUCCUGACAUUAUCCUGCUACUGUGAGGGACACUGCCCUUUCGACCAGCAGAAUGGGACCUGCACUAUCAGACCCGGAGGCCACUGUUUCAGCGCAGUCGAGGAAAUCUGGGACGCUGAGCUUCAAGACUACGUUCCCGAAUGGUCCUUCGGAUGUCUGCCGCCCGACGAGCAGGGUUUCAUGCAGUGCAAGGGGAACUUGGUUCCUCAUCUUCUCGGCAAGAAUAUAAUCUGUUGCAAUGAUACCGAGCUCUGCAACAAAGACCUAUUCCCAAUGUACAAACAGAGAUCCACCGUUGCCCCCGACCCAAUAGCAAUUUCAUCCGGUGCCCCAUUGAUAGUGCUGGCAGUCACUUUGUCCAUCUGCCUGAUGAUUUUCAUCCUAGCGAUAGUGAUAAUUUACCAGCGAUACAGAAGAAAAGAGCGGGGACCUUGCUUGGUCUCGAAUCAGGGCACCUUGAAGGAUCUGAUCGAUCAGAGCAGUGGUUCGGGCUCUGGUCUGCCUCUUCUCGUCCAGAGGACUAUCGCGAAACAACUUGCCCUUUCCCAGUGUGUCGGUAAAGGACGCUAUGGUGAAGUUUGGUUGGCGCGGUGGAGAGGCGAAAAAGUGGCUGUCAAGGUCUUCUUUACCUUGGAAGAGGCCUCCUGGUUUCGGGAAACCGAGAUUUAUCAGACGGUCUUGAUGAGGCAUGACAAUAUUCUCGGAUUCAUCGCUGCUGAUAUCAAAGGAACUGGAUCCUGGACUCAGAUGUUGCUGAUCACGGAUUAUCAUGAAAGAGGCUCGUUGCAUGACUAUCUGCAGACGACUGUCCUGGAUCAUUCCACCCUAUUGGCGAUUUGCCUCUCGAUCGCAUCGGGAAUUGCUCAUUUGCAUACGGAAAUAUUUGGCACACGGGGCAAACCCGCGAUUGCCCAUCGCGAUAUUAAGACGAGGAAUAUUCUUGUUAAGAGGAACGGCGAGUGCGCGAUCGCCGAUUUUGGUCUCGCUGUACGGUACUUAAGUGACAGUGGUGAAAUCGAUAUUGCGCCCAACACACGAGUCGGCACCCGGCGCUAUAUGGCGCCUGAGGUUCUCGACGAGUCCUUGAACACGUCCUCCUUCGACGCCUUCAAGAUGGCGGACAUGUAUUCGACCGGUCUCGUUCUCUGGGAAGCCUGUCGAAGAUGUGCGACGGGAGGGAAAGUGUGUACGGCAGAGCCCUAUGCUCUCCCCUAUCACGAUGUCGUCCCCAGUGAUCCUGAUUUCGACGACAUGAGGUUGGCAGUCUGUGUCAAGAGGCUACGGCCCGUCAUUCCAACGAGAUGGGAAAACGAUCCAAUCCUUUUCGCCAUCGGGAAAUUGAUGAGCGAAUGUUGGAAUAAAAAUCCAGCAGUUCGGUUAACAGCCCUCCGAGUAAAGAAAACAAUGUCGAAGCUGCACAUCGACAAUGCCAUCAAAAUUGUGUAGUGCGCUCAUCUCUUUGUCCUAGUUCAAAAAUUCCCUGUAAAUAAAAUCCCCGCCCGAGUGUAAAUAUUAUUGAUAAGAGACUGCUGACUGAAGACUGAGAACUGAAAUUUAUAAAUAAAUAAUUAAUAGUGAAGAUAAUGUGUGCGUCUGUGCGUGCAUGCGUGUGUAUGAAUGAUUUUGAUGAAUGCUGUGUUGUAUUUCUCGAGUCGAAUUUUAUUCAUUCGUAAUUUGUACAGUCAAAAUAGGAUUAAGGCUUUCAUCUAGUUCAUCUAUUGCGCCUUUUCAUUACGUUCUGGCGACUUUCAGGCGAAAAUUUUAUAUUUCUAGACCUAGACUAUUGUUUUUUUCGAAAUUUCUCAUUUUUCUUCAAUAAAACCUCCUUCGUGUCAGAAAUCGGUAAGAAAAUCCUGUUUUUCAGCACUGUAUGUAAUGAAAGACGACGAGAAAGGGGUUUUAUUGUAUUAGGAGGAGGAAAAGUUUGUCUGAGCUGUUUUUAAAUUUGGAGGUUCAAGUCGAAGCCAGCACUCUAGUAAUUUAGAAAUAGAGAUUUAGUUUCGUGCUGGAUUUGCUUUGAAAAACCUCACUCUUAUUUUUAUUUUGACAAUUUGUUGGACACUGAUCGCAAUUUUAUUUUGAAGAGGAUUUAUCAAGAAUGAUAGAUUAUUAAAUGGCCAUCGUAAUUUAAUUAUUAUGUAGUAAUUUUCUGAAGGAAUAAUGGUGUGAGAGAAAUGCUUAUGUUUAGCAUUUUUGCAUAUCUUGUCGAUAUCCGAAGCUAGAAAACAAAGUGAUCUUGUUACAUUUUAUUUUUAUUUCACCACGAAACUUUUUAAGUGUAACCACGAAUUGUGCGAUUGAAAAUAAUGAAAUUUAUAUUUGUAAUGAGCAUUAAACAAUAUAUCAGUU
Messenger RNA from Belonocnema kinseyi, 2529 nucleotides. It is a transcript of the gene tkv, whose product is annotated as bone morphogenetic protein receptor type-1B. Gene Ontology annotation, biological process: cellular response to growth factor stimulus; dorsal/ventral pattern formation; protein phosphorylation. Gene Ontology annotation, cellular component: signaling receptor complex; plasma membrane. The record is from RefSeq and is a predicted model, not a curated record. NCBI's taxonomy places the organism in Eukaryota, Metazoa, Arthropoda, Insecta, Hymenoptera, Cynipidae. Gene Ontology annotation, molecular function: ATP binding; SMAD binding; transforming growth factor beta receptor activity, type I. The coding region runs from base 100 to 1626 and encodes 508 amino acids. The transcript has 4 exons.